UUUGAAAACUUCUAGCUGCCCAGGCCUCGGUGGAGUCCUUGGAGAUGUGGCACCAUUCCUGUUCUCUGAGCAAGCCUCCUACUGCAGCAACAAUUCCUGGUACCUAAGCAGCAGCCAGACAGCUUCUAAUCACCAAGGGAGAAUCGAGUUUUCAGAAUUGUCGGAAUUUCAGGUUGCUAGCAGACUUAUCAAGUAUAUAAGAAAGUCCACCUCCUGACAGUUGUAGGAAUCUGAAGACACUCUGGAACACUGAGAAGAGAGAAAUUAAUCCAGAUCUAUAGGUAUCACAGGAUGAUUUCUUGCACUGGAGUCCUUAGACUCACCUUAAAGCAAAGUUCAAACAGAGGAGAAACUACACUCACACCAAGACAAAGAGAAGGCAACAUCAGAAGUGGACAGCUAUCCCUAGAGUCCCGAUCUGACCUGAAGAAGCAACACGGGAUUCUGCUUGGACCGAAACAGAUUUGAAAGACAUGUGGUCCGAAGACUUUUGUCUACUCUUAGCAGUGCCUAGUCCAGUAAUACCACACUGAAGAUCAUCAGAAUACUGGCCUGACUGAGAAAAGGCCAAUAGCAUCAUGCAUCCUUGGGUAGCCAUCCUGGGCCUCCUACUCCUGCCAGAUGGUGUAACCUCUUACCACCGAGUGACUGGAGUGGCGGGUCAGUCUGUCACUCUACCCUGCUACUAUAAUGGUGAAGUCACAAGCAUGUGCUGGGGCCGAGGGGCAUGUCCUUGGCUUAAUUGCGGAACUAACAUCAUCUGGACUGAUGGCUACAGAGUCACCUAUCGGAGGGAUGGACGUUACCAGCUAAAUGGACAUAUUGGUGGAAGAGAUGUGUCUUUGACCAUAAACAAUGCUGCCCUGUCUGACAGUGGCUUGUAUUGUUGCCGAAUUGAGGUGAGAGGGUGGUUCAAUGACAUAAAAACCACCCUGGAGUUGAGGGUAAAUCCAGCUCCACCUACAACAACCACCACCACCACUACUACUACUACAACAACCACCACCACUACGACUCCAAGAACCACCACAACCACCACCACUACUCCAAGAACAACCACAACCACCACCACUACUCCAAGAACCACCACAACCACCACCACUACUCCAAGAACAACCACCACUACAAGAAAGACAACCAUCACUACUACUCCAAGAACGACUACCACUAUUCCAACAACCACCACUACUACCCCCCAAACAACAACCACCACAACUUCAACAACCAGCACCACCACUACUCCAACCACAGUGGUCACCACUGCUCCAACAACCACCACCAUUGCUAUGCCGUCAACAAUCAACACCACCACUCCAAACCUGACGGUCACCACUGCUCCAGUGACAGCGAGGUCCUCUACUUCUCUUCCAGUGCCAGCACCCACAAGGGACCUCCAGCCAGCUUCUUUAUCUUCUCCAACUCAGACAGCAGAAACCCAGCCUACUACCGUGUAUGAAACAAACAUAACCAGCUCACCAUGGCACUCUUGUUCAACAGAUGGAAAUGGCACUGUAACACAGUCUCCAGAUCCCCAUUGGCAUAACAAUCAACCUCCUGCGGCGCUGGCACAAGAAACAUGGAUGAGCACCAACAAGGGAGUCUACAUUGGAAUCUCUGUUACUGUUUUGGCAUUGUUGCUCAUGUUUGUGGUUUUCUGGAUUAGGAGAAGAUAUUUUUGCCUGGGUAGCAAAGUGGAGCUACUACGCGUGAUUCCAUUGAAAGAUUCUCACAUUGGAGCUUUGAAAAAUGCAGCUCUGAAGCCUAUCCAAGCAGAAGACAAUGUCUACAUUAUUGAUGACUAUCACUAAGUCCUGGAUCCAGAUUCUAAGGUGUUAUCCCUUGACUGUAGAAGACAGUGACCAGAUACCGUGUCAGAGUCCGUUCAAUCAGCUGCACAAUUUUCCAGUCAGUUUCCCAUGGCAUUGCUAUGAGUCAGGGACACUGGGUAGAGUGUUGCUAGCUCAACUGUGUAAAGUCAACCUCUGUCACAGAGUUCUAAUUUUUUAUACUAAAUUGGCUCCAACUUUCUGAUCAUUGCAGAGGCCUUCAAAAGAUUAAA
Messenger RNA from Dama dama (fallow deer), 2059 nucleotides. Its product is annotated as hepatitis A virus cellular receptor 1-like. Bases 579 to 1808 code for a protein of 409 amino acids. Gene Ontology annotation, molecular function: virus receptor activity; phosphatidylserine binding. Gene Ontology annotation, biological process: phagocytosis, engulfment; positive regulation of mast cell activation. The transcript has 12 exons. NCBI's taxonomy places the organism in Eukaryota, Metazoa, Chordata, Mammalia, Artiodactyla, Cervidae. The record is from RefSeq and is a predicted model, not a curated record. Gene Ontology annotation, cellular component: cell surface.